Sesamum indicum (sesame) is the source of this 1861-nucleotide messenger RNA. RefSeq lists its product as uncharacterized. The record is from RefSeq and is a predicted model, not a curated record. Lineage: Eukaryota; Viridiplantae; Streptophyta; Magnoliopsida; Lamiales; Pedaliaceae.
UGUAUGGGAAUAGAAUCAUCAUUUUACAUAACAAAAAUAGCAAAUCUCUGAAUUUGCAUGAGAUAAGAUCGCUGAGAAAUGGAGGCGAGGAGGCUCUUCGUGGUGACGGCUCUCCUCCUGCUGUUCAUCUCCAUGGAAAUCAAUACCAUUUUGGCCCAAGGAAACGGCAAUGGAAAUGGCAACGGAAAUGGAAAUGGCAGCGGAAAUGGGAAUGGGAACGGAAAUGGCAGUGGCAGCGGCAAUGGGAAUAACAAUGGCAAUGGUAAUGGCAGUGGCAAUGGCAACAACAAUGGGAAUGGCAGUGGCAGCGGCAAUGGCAACAACAAUGGGAAUGGCGACGGCAGCGGCAAUGGCAACAACAAUGGGAAUGGCAGCGGCAGCGGCAAUGGCAACAACAAUGGGAAUGGCAGCGGCAGCGGCAACGGCAACGGUAAUGGUAAUGGCAAUGGCAAUGGCAAUGGUAAUGGUAAUGGCAAUGGCAAUGGUAAUGGCAACGGCAAUGGUAGUGGCAACGGAAAUGGCAAUGGCAAUGGCAAUGGUAACGGCAACGGCAACGGCAACGGUAAUGGUAAUGGCAACGGUAACGGCAAUGGUAAUGGAAACGGAAAUGGAAGCAUCAAAGGACAUGACAGUGGAAAUGAAAAUGGGCAGGGCAGCAAUGGGAAAAAACAGAAACGGCCUCCCCAUGAUGCUGCUACGACUAAUUAUGACGUAUUAUCAUCGCUGCCCAACACAGGUCAGGAAAGAGCCUUUUGCAAGGCGAGGGGCAAAUGCCACUACAAGACCCUGACAUGCCCUGCUCAGUGCCCCCAGCGCAAGCCCAAGAAGAACAAGAAGAACAAGGGAUGCUUCGUCGACUGCAGCAGCAAGUGUGAAGUCACCUGCAAAUGGCGAAGGCCUAAAUGCAACGGAUACGGUGCUUUAUGUUAUGAUCCACGCUUUGUGGGCGGCGACGGUGUCAUGUUCUACUUCCACGGAGCAAAGGGGAGUGAUUUUGCCAUCAUUUCCGAUGAAACCCUCCACAUCAAUGCACAUUUGAUCGGCACCAGGCCUCAGGGCAGGACUCGUGACUUUACGUGGGUGCAAGCUCUCUCCGUCAUGUUCGACACCCAUACACUAGUCCUGGCAGCUAAGAAGGUCUCUCAUUGGGAUGACAACGUGGACGCACUUAUCGUGAAGUGGAACGGUGAGUCUAUCGAUGUUCCCACAGACGGAGAGGCCGAAUGGAGGGUCAAUGAUGGAGAAAGAGAAGUUGUAAUUGAAAGGACUGACGAUGUUAACACGGUAAGAGUGAUGGUAUCCGGGCUAGUAGAAAUGGACGUGAGGGUGACCCCGAUUGGAGAAGUAGAAAACAAGGUCCAUAACUAUCAGUUGCCGUCUAAUGAUGCAUUUGCUCACCUGGAGACACAGUUCAGGUUUUUAGAUUUGUCCGAUCAGGUCGAGGGAGUUCUGGGCAAGACUUACACGCCGGGAUAUGUAAGUCCGGUGAAGAAAGGAGUACCAAUGCCGAUGAUGGGCGGGGAGGAUAAGUAUCAAACCCCAUCGCUCUAUUCACCUGCCUGCAAAGUUUGCAGAUUUAGGAGACCCUCAGGCUCAGGCAGCGUCGCUGUAGCCUGAUUUGAUUUCAAAUGUUUGUGAUUGAUUAAUAAAUGCAUUGCUUGUCUUAAUUAUUAUUAUUAUUAUGUGUCCCAUUCAAAAGUUGUAACUAAGUGUUAUGAAGAACUCUCUUGUAGCAUGGGAGGAAUAAAACGAAACUGUUGCCAGGUAGCAACUACAUUUGAUUUGUAUUCUUCAAGGAUGAAUUAUAUGGUUUGGUGUAGAGAGAAAUAUAUAUCUUGAGAACUUAUGGAUAAAAAGUUUU